Molecule: messenger RNA, 850 nt
Organism: Alexandromys fortis (reed vole)
Lineage: Eukaryota; Metazoa; Chordata; Mammalia; Rodentia; Cricetidae
Gene: Gng11
Product: G protein subunit gamma 11
Exons: 3
Coding region: 141-362 (73 amino acids)
Biological process (GO): G protein-coupled receptor signaling pathway
Cellular component (GO): heterotrimeric G-protein complex
Molecular function (GO): G-protein beta-subunit binding
Source: RefSeq, a predicted model, not a curated record
CCAGUCACGUCCUGCGAGGGGGUGGGGGGAUGGGGGACGGAUAGCCUGGGCCGGCGCAUAUUUGGGGACGCGUCCUGGUUCUAGGAGCUUCCAGUGGCUGCCUUGCACAAGUGAUUCCUGGGCCCAGUUCUGGGGCAAAGAUGCCUGCCCUUCACAUCGAGGAUCUGCCGGAAAAGGAAAAGCUAAAGAUGGAGGUUGAGCAACUUCGCAAAGAAGUGAAGUUGCAGAGACAACAGGUGUCUAAAUGCUCUGAAGAAAUAAAGAACUAUAUUGAAGAACGUUCUGGAGAGGAUCCUCUGGUGAAGGGAAUCCCAGAAGACAAGAAUCCCUUCAAAGAAAAGGGCAGCUGUGUCAUUUCCUAACUCUGGGGAAACUAUUCUCACUCGCGAUACUGGAAAAGAGACCAAAACAGCCGUGUUCAGGACCUAAGAAGACUUGAAAUCCACACUCUGGUGCAUUCUCUACAGUGCCAAAAUCUCCCUCUCUCUUUUCAGUAACCAACUUACCCAUCUCAAUCAUUUCUUUCCACUAAAUUUUAUUAUCACUAUAACCUGAAGCUUUUUAUGAACUGAGCUGUUGAGUUACAACCUUUGUUUAUAAUUAUAUAAACAUUUGACCAUCUUUGCUUCUUUAUUGAUCAUAUGCACAUUUAGCAGAGAUUCUAGCUCUUUGUUGCUAUCUAUACCAUGUCAACUUGGAGGUCUAUGGUAAUAAUCCUUUUAUAAUUUAACCUUGAAUUUCUCAAUUUCCUUCAGUAAACAAGUCACUACAAUACAAGUUGUGACUUUCUCAUUAUACCACCAUGUUGUAUGACUGUAAAGGAUCAAGACACUAACAUUUUUCAGAGUUG